Molecule: messenger RNA, 2106 nt
Organism: Cadophora gregata
Lineage: Eukaryota; Fungi; Ascomycota; Leotiomycetes; Helotiales; Ploettnerulaceae
Gene: SLY41
Product: suppressor of loss of ypt1
Exons: 2
Coding region: 147-1823 (558 amino acids)
Biological process (GO): phosphoenolpyruvate transmembrane import into Golgi lumen
Cellular component (GO): Golgi apparatus; endoplasmic reticulum
Molecular function (GO): antiporter activity; phosphoenolpyruvate transmembrane transporter activity
Source: RefSeq, a predicted model, not a curated record
CCUCGUAACUAGAGUCCCCAAGUGAACCAUCUCCCACAACGGCGGUCUUUCUCAAGAGUUCAUCCUAUAGCCCUUCACUACUGGACACCAUGCGUUAAUUACCUACGAUCCCGUCAUAUGGGCCCGACACUCGUUGAAACACUACAAUGCCUCACUCGACUCGCUCCAUAACCCCAGUACCCAGCUUCAAAUUCUCAGGAGACACAAAGGCCACAAUGCGCACUUCCAUGGAGAAGUUCCCAGAUCACAUAGAAACCCUAGAUGGGCAAUCGCAAUAUUCGACCAGUCCUACAAGAGCGAAUGGAUUCGCCAAUGGCUCAGCAUCCGCAGACAGAUGGCAACCAAGGAGGGACAGUGGGCUGCGGGGCUCUGCUUGGAAUGGACCAGCAAGCACAGGAGGAAGACAUAAUAGGCAGAAAAGCUUAACAGAUGCCUUCAGGACAAUACGGACGAGGAAAGCAAGCGUCAGCGCAAAUGUACAUGAAGUGGCAGAUGCGCUAAAAGCCCCAGUUUCGCCCAUGUUAGUUGGCCUAUGUCUGGUUUGGUACACGUCAAGCGCCUUGACAAAUACAUCCUCCAAAGCCAUCCUCAAUGCUUUCCCUAAGCCAGCAACUCUUACCCUCAUCCAAUUCGGAUUCGUCGCCUUCAUGUGCCUCUUCUUCUCCUACUUAGCGACCGUUUUUCCCACACUCCAAAACAGAAUUCCGGCCUUGCGAUAUCGAGUCCGGUACCCUACACGAGAGGUCAUUUUGACAACAAUUCCUUUGGCGGCUUUCCAGAUUGGUGGUCAUCUCUUGUCAUCAAGCGCCACCAUGAGAAUUCCGGUUUCACUCGUCCACACGAUCAAAGGGCUCUCUCCCCUCUUUACGGUGGUUGCUUAUCGAGUCAUUUUCGAUAUUCGGUAUCCAGUUGCCACAUAUUUAUCUCUUGUACCUCUCACACUAGGUGUGAUGUUGGCUUGCUCAGCUGAAUUCAAGGGCAACAUCUUCGGUAUUCUGUACGCCUUCAUUGCGGCCCUAAUCUUCGUCACGCAAAACAUAUUCUCCAAGCGGUUGUUUAACGCUGCAAAGGAGGCCGAUCCAACUGGAGCACAGAAUAAAAAGUUGGAUAAAUUAAAUUUAUUGUGCUAUUCGUCCGGCUUGGCCUUCAUCCUCACAGCCCCCAUUUGGUUCUGGUCCGAAGGGUUAGAACUCCUCAGAGACUUCUUUUACGAUGGUUCGCUUGACCUCGCGGAAGGAACUGCGAAGCAUCCCCCGUUCGAUCACGGGCGUCUGGCCUUGGAGUUUGUUUUCAACGGCUUCUUCCACUUCGGACAGAACAUAAUAGCUUUUGUCCUUCUCUCCAUGGUCUCGCCAGUCACCUACUCCGUCGCCUCGCUGAUUAAGCGAGUAUUCGUCGUCGUCGUAGCGAUCAUCUGGUUCCAGAAUCCGACAAACAAAGUCCAGGCCCUUGGAAUAGCCUUGACGUUCUUCGGACUGUACUUGUACGACCGAACAAGCGACAACAGCAAGGCAGAUAAGAAGGCUAAGAUGAUGGACAUCAAAGAAGAAAGUCUUCUCCCACUCUCUAAUCAACAAGGGCGUAGCACACCCCCUACAUAUGACACGCCCAUCCGUGGCUACACAAACGGCUACGCCAUAAACACCUCUUCCGAGCCCAAGAAAUCCGAUGAUUUCGGCAGGACGGGUAGAGCGAGAGGAGCAAGUAGCGCUGCCUGGUUACCGCCCGGAACGAGACAGGAAGAAACGUGGCGGCCGAGAGAGCUGAGCGCGAAUGGGAGCGGCCAUGGCAAUUUCCAUGGUACGCAUGUAGCUGUUUCUUGAUUCUUGGGAUAGAUAGGGUAUAUAGAAAGAGCCCGAUAGAUGGUACUAUGGCUCUGGGUGGCGUUUCCUGUGUAGUUAUCGCCUUGGAUCGGUGUACAUAGACCUCCUCAAACUAGAACUUUGUGGUCAGUCCUUCUGUACAGACACUUAAUGCCGAUCCUUCCAUCGUUUACGAGAGGCACGUUUGCUCAAGUAGUCUUGGUAACCCCUGUCGAGUAGUCUUGUCUUCGCUUAUUUUGGUAUUUUUGACUGUUGACUUGACUUCAUGCUCCCUCAAUGUCGC